Drosophila hydei is the source of this 4404-nucleotide messenger RNA. RefSeq lists its product as uncharacterized. The coding region runs from base 259 to 3939 and encodes 1226 amino acids. Lineage: Eukaryota; Metazoa; Arthropoda; Insecta; Diptera; Drosophilidae. The record is from RefSeq and is a predicted model, not a curated record. Gene Ontology annotation, molecular function: protein binding. The transcript has 5 exons.
UUAAUUAAUAUAACAUUAAAAGGCUUUUAACUUUUGCAUAAAAUAACAGAAGCAUAAUAGAAUUGAAUAACAUAAAUUUGUUCCAUUAACAUCAGCAAUACACAGUUAAAUCCUCUUUGACCGAGUGUCAAUUGCUGCGUCGGAACUAUUGGGGAUACAACUUUUUUUUUAAAAAUGCGUUAAGCAACAGUGUACUAUGCGAUCGAACAAUGAGACACAUAUAAUGCCAUAUAAGUUUUUGAGAUUGUACACGGAAAAAUGGAAACAAUAUCCAAGAUCUCCUUGAUAUUGGCUGCGUUGUUUGUUUACAAUGCGGUCGCCGCUGCCACCGCUGCAGCCGAUGCGCCAAAUAAACAUAGUUGCAUCACAGCUUACAGUUCGAGGAACGCCACGUUGCAGUCACCGGGAAGAGCUAUAAAGGGAGCGGAAUUGGUACCGAUACGCACGUGGCAGGAGCAUGAAUUCUCGCUGUUGGGUUACAAGUUCCAUUUGCCGUUUGUGGGCCAUGCUGUGGACUCGGAUGUGGACGAUGGCUAUAGUCUCGAUGAUGCCUGGCUAUUGGAUAGUAGCGCACAGCCAUUGUAUAUCAGACAGGAGGACCAAGAGCUGGACAGUUCUGAGGAAGGUGAUCCCGCCAACAGCAUCGUUAAGCUGCGCUGUCAAAAUGUCAGCGUAACAGAGAUCAAUGCCCAGCUGCAGCUCAAUAGCCAUAUGAACUAUGAGCAGAUAGCGCUGAUGAAUGUGCCGGACAACUCUGGCGAAGCAACACUAAAGUUGCAACAAUACGAAAGUAUACAGAAAUUUAAAUGGAUAUUGAGUUCACUCCAAGAUAAGACACUACAACGACUCUUCGAGCAGCAGGUGCAACGUUUCGAGUCUGUUGAAUUAUUGGACUUUAGUGAGAAUUUGUUAAGCUGUAUCCAUUGGGCGCAGCCACAGGCGAUGCGACGCCUUAAAGUACUUAAGCUGAGUGGCAAUCGCUUGGCCGCCAACUGCAGCCUGAGUGAAUUGCAGCAUAUGAAUCAUCUGUUGGAGCUGCACUUGGAUCGCAAUGAGCUGCACGCGCUACCCGUGCAGUUCGUGCAGCAACUAAGCGAGCUCCGACUGGUGAAUCUGAGCGAUAAUCAUCUGAUCGAGCUGCCGCGUAACACAUUUCAGGGUGCAUUGCAGCUGGAGUUGCUGCACCUCUCAGGCAAUCAGUUGACCGUUUUGCCGUUCCAGCUCUUCCAGACGGCACGUGAACUGCGCCUUUUGGAUCUAAGCGAUAAUCGCCUGCUCUCAUUCCCAGACAACUUCUUUGCACUCAAUAAUCAAUUGCGCCAGCUUCUGCUGCAACGCAACCAGCUUAAGUCCAUAGGCAAGCAUAGCCUAUAUAAUCUCCGCGAGCUGCGUCACCUGGAUGUAUCACAGAAUGAGCUGGGAAGCAUCGAUCGAAAGGCAUUCGAGUCGUUGGAACAUCUUAUGACUCUCAAUAUAUCUGGCAAUAAACUAACAGUGCUGUCAUCAAUUGUAUUCCAGCCACUCGGCUCAUUGCAGCAAUUGGAUUUGAGUCGGAAUCAAUUCAAGCAAUUACCCGACGGCCUUUUUCAGGCGCAGCGCAAAUUAGUGCUGCUGCGCAUCGAUGAAACGCCGCUCGAACAGCUGCCCAAUUGGAUUUCCCGCGACGAAGAUUAUGUAGAUGGGCAAAUACUGCAACGCCUGCGCUAUCUAUCCAUGCAACAAAAUCUGCAGCUCACUCAGCUACCCACCACGCUGUUUGCGAACGUGCGCAAUCUGCGCGAGCUGUUGCUGGCCGAUAAUAGUCUUACAAAGUUGCCCUCACAGAUCGCCAGUCUGUCGCGUCUGCAGCGGCUGAGUGUGCGUGGUAAUCGUCUGGGAUCUCUGCCCGAGGGGCUCAAAGAGCUAAACCAGUUGCACUAUUUGAACAUCUUGGGCAAUGAAUAUCAAUGUGACUGCAGCAUGUACUGGCUGUCCGGCUGGUUAACAAAUGCGACGACCUCUUUGCGACGGGCAACUCCAAGUGCCGGUCGUGGAUUGGACUCGUAUGAGCAUAUUGAUAACCAGAUCGAUGCACUCAAGUGCCAAUACGGUUAUCCCGGGGACAUGCUGCGCGUGUUAAGCAAUCUCAAUUGUAGUGUACCAGUAGUGGUGCAAUCUUCAGCGCCCAAGAUGUACAGGCUGCAUGCCACAGCCAAGCUAGAGUGCAUGGUUUACGGCAGUCCCACUCCAGAUAUUAUUUGGGUGACGCCACGUCACAAGAUUCUACGGCAUCAUGCCGAUCCCGACAAGCGACCUACCAUCAUCAACAGCGAUAAAGAGCAUCAGCCGAGUAAAUUUGAGCUGUUUGCUCUGACGGAUGACAGCAACACCAAAUCGCUGCACAUCAACAUCAGCCGACAGAAGACAAUUGUGGGUCAGCGCGUGGUACUCAUUGAGAAUGGUUCGCUGCUCGUUCACAAUAUAUCACGUGGCGACAGCGGCCUAUACACAUGCUAUGCCUUUAAUGUGAUGGGCAAUUCAUCGGCGGGCAUAAGGCUGUACAUCGAUCCAAUUGUAUUUUAUCGUGUAAAAAUCGAAAGCCUUCUAGCUGGUACCUUGCUUGCCACUGCAUUUUUGUUGCUUACACUUUUGGUUCAAGGAUUGCGCAGCUGCCUGGACAGAUGCGGGAUCUGUGAGCGUAUGAGCUGCUGUGCAAAUCGCAACAAAAGGUCGCCAAGGUCACGGCAAAUUUACGCCAUGCUGGAUAGCAUUGAGAGCUACAAAAGUCAGCAGCUGGAGCGUUUACGCGAAAAUUAUGCACAGCAAGUGCAUCGCAUACGGGAGAAUUGCGCACAACAAGUUGAGUGGAUACAGAGCAGCUAUACAACGCAAGCCAAGCACGUCAAGGAGUUUCGUGACAUGGGAUCCAAUCAUUUGACCGCACUAAGAGAUCAAUAUUACGAUCAAGUGAAAAAGGUGCGCGACUAUUCUACUGGCCAAUUGAGUUGGGUGCGCGAGAACUAUGUCUUCCAGCGCAAUAAGAUCCGUAAAUUUAGUGCGCAUCAGGUAUUGCGACUACGUGAGGGCUACAAGUACCAGCAGCAGUCAUUAAACAAAGUGCUGGAAAACUUGCCCAGCUUUUACUUUGAGAAUUGUCGUGGACGCUGCGAGGAAGACAUUGUCGAGGACAUAGACUGUUAUUUCAAGAACCAAAUGGAGAAGGAGUUGCACAUACAGAAAAUCAAAUCACGCCUAAUGGCGGCUAACAAUUCGGCUAGCAAGGCUUCCGUAUACUACACGCCACCAGAUGACGAUAUAUUCCAGAGCUCCGAUCUGCAUCUGCAAAACACACCAAUACACAUUAACUAUAUUGACGAGAAUUUGGAUCAUCAGAAGCUUGAUUUGCACGACUUCAAGAUUGAUCCACAACUGUUGCUCUUUAGCAAAUCACAAUUAAAUGUUUAUCCAGAGGGCGCAAGCAGCAGUCAGGCAGCUGCUAUGGCUUUUGCUUUAGCUGCUUGCAGCAUAGAGGAUAACAAUCAGAAUGCGCAGCUAAUGGAUGAGAAUAAUAUCAGUAAUGUGGAGAUGGGUGAACUGAAGGAUGCGAAUGACGUUAAAAAUUCCAAAUCGUGUCCUGCUAUUUAUAAGGUAUCUAAACAGCGAGAUGGUAGCACGCUGCACGAGCUACUCACCACAGACGGAGAGCCACAUCAGAUGGUUCAUCUGAAUCCAGUCGAUGAGUCGACAUUGACAACGUUGCACCUGCCCAAGGAGCAGCUUAACAUCGUUGCGGAGGCAUGUGACGAAGCCGUACUAUCUCAAAAUCAUCAGAUGAACACAGAACAAGAGAAGGAUUCCAAAGCGACAGGCUCGACAGACGAAUGCGAAUCCAACAGCAGCUCUGAUAACUGCUGUCCAUCAUCCUAUCAGUCGGCAAUUGCUAAGCCUGCUAACACUUAGAGAUUUUAUUAAUUUUAAAAUACAUAAUUUAAAAACAAAAUGAAACGGACCCUAUAAGCACAUACAACUGAAGUUAAUGUUUCAAAUGUGUUUAAUGAAAAAGGAAUCAAACAAUAAUUGCGUGUAGUGUUAAUUAGUGCAACUUAAUGAAUUCAAAUGCUGAAUAAAAGAUGAAGUGUAAAAAAAAAAACAAAAAUUAAAAAAUAAACAAGUCAUACGAUUUAAAUGGUAGUCAAAAAUUAAAAAAAUUAUAUAUAUAUAAUGCUCGUGUCGAAGGUAUCAUCAAUAAUGUCAAUAAUACUUGGAAAGCCCCCAUUUGUGAUUUCAUCAAUAACAUAUGAAGCGAUUUAUUUAUAGAGAGCGCAUUAAAUCUACUUAAAUAUAUGCAGACGUAUUUUUAAACAAGAUGAAAAACAAAUUUUAUUCAAAUUCUGAAAAGGUAAAUAAAGCAACCAAAAAAUUAUA